AUGCCGUCGCCGAAGAGUCACGGGCGAUCAGGAGGUCCGGCGAAGAGCAGGAAGGGGCGGCCGCCAGAGAAAGCCUCGUCCUUCCACGGCAGGGGCGCCGCCACCGUGGCAGAGGAGAUGCUCCCGCGGCCGAGGACGGUGCCGGACUUGCUUUCCGGGCGGAGGUCCGCCGUGACCGCGGUGGAGGAUCCGGCGUCCGGGAAGUUCCCGGCGAGGCUGACGAAGCUGCUGCUGCACGUGACCGUGCAGAGGAGCCCGGGGGCACUGCACGUGCUGAUGCCGCCGGAGGCCACCGUGGAGCAGCUGAUUGCGGCGGUGCUGGGCGAGUACGUGAAGGAUGGGCGGCGGCCUUUCCUCCCGUCGGGCCGGGCUUCGGGCUUCGACCUCCAUUACUCGCAGUUUAGCCUUGAAAGUCUGGAUAGGGACCAGAAACUAAUGGACUUGGGCUCAAGAAACUUUUUUCUUUGUCCAUCGGCGGAGCCCACUGUGGGAAGUUAUGGGGCUGCAGAGGCUACCACGUCAGCUUCAAACUGUUCAAGAGAAGCUGACAAGCCGACUAAUAAGAAAGGCUUAAAUUGGCUCAAAUUCGUCGAUUUCCUGUUUUGA
This is a messenger RNA of Striga hermonthica, 606 nucleotides long. NCBI's taxonomy places the organism in Eukaryota, Viridiplantae, Streptophyta, Magnoliopsida, Lamiales, Orobanchaceae. The record is from the annotation of a GenBank genome assembly.